Molecule: messenger RNA, 1998 nt
Organism: Platichthys flesus (European flounder)
Lineage: Eukaryota; Metazoa; Chordata; Actinopteri; Pleuronectiformes; Pleuronectidae
Gene: fbxo2
Product: F-box protein 2
Exons: 6
Coding region: 165-695 (176 amino acids)
Biological process (GO): glycoprotein catabolic process; SCF-dependent proteasomal ubiquitin-dependent protein catabolic process
Cellular component (GO): cytoplasm; SCF ubiquitin ligase complex
Molecular function (GO): ubiquitin protein ligase activity
Source: RefSeq, a predicted model, not a curated record
UCACUGUAUGUUUGUGUGCGCGCUCCCUGGUUAUAUAAGCCACCAUCACAAGGGUAAAAGUCUGGAGAGGAGCACAAGUGUCGAUCCUAGAAAGGAAUAGAAGAGACAGACGACUGCACUUGCUUUCACUUGGCUGUCCUGCCUUCUCUGUAUGAGCUGUAAUCAUGGCCAGAAACCUUCUGAAGAAUCCCAGUGGGGAAGAACAGCUGGAAUUCUGGGAACUGACGGAGAACGGUGGAAACCAGUGGACGGUGGAAGACAUGCCAGGAGACUGUGGCCACGACUUCUGCAGUGAUGGAGUGACCAAGUACUUUGCGACCUCAUUUGAGCUGUGUCUGAAGAGACAGGUGAUCGACUUGAUGGCAGAAGGUUACUCCAGUGAGCAGCUUGACGCUCAGCCUGUCGUCAACGUGGAAGACUGGUACUGUGGGAGGACAGACUGCGGCUGCACCUACCAAAUGACUGUGUCUCUGCUGGAUGAGAAUCACGAGGUCAUGCAGGAGUUUAAACCUGAGCCGGUGAUUCUCGAACCCGACAGUGACGACUGCUCGUGGAGAAAGAUCAGCAAUUCAUUUUCUGAGUAUGGCCCAGGACUGCGCCACAUCUCCUUUGAACAUGGAGGACAAGACGCCAAGUUCUGGAACGGCUGGUUUGGAGUGCGGGUCACUGGGAGCUCUGUUACUAUUGAAGUCUAAUUGGAAAGAAAAAGAAGAGAGGGAGGAGAAGGGAAAUAAAGAAAACGCUGAAAGAUAAAGAGGGAAGAGAGGCAGGGGGAUAUAUUAGGGUACAGACUAGAGUGGGGGGUUCAAGGGUUCAACAGGACCAGCUUUGCCUAAUACACCUACUGUAGCUUUCACCACUACACAGUGGCUUCAGAGAUUAUUCAGACCCCUUAACAUUUGAUUGUUUUGUAGAUUCAAUUUUAAACCAUUUUAUGUUUUUGCAAAUCAUACAUUCCUGCAAAUAAAAAAAACUGAAAUGCCUCAUUUGCUAAAGUAGUCAGGCCCUUUGCUGUGACACUAAGUACUGUGAUCAGGUGCAGCUUUCAUUUACCUCUACUAGUGUCCAGACAUUGAAUGCACCUGUGGAUAAACUUAAUUGACUGGAUAUACUGUAAAUUGGAACAGCACAUGUGUGUCUAUAAGGUCCCACAACUCACAGUGCGUUUCAGAACAAAAACGAGUCAAUUCAUAUGAACUCUCUGUAGACCUCCAGUAAACAUAUGGCGGCGGUUUGAGUGUUUCCAGCAGCACACUGACCACAAUAAUUGUGAAAUAUGGGAGAACCUGGUGGUAGUGUCAUGUUUUGGAGGUGGUUCUUAGCAGCAGGGACACAGAGACUGGUCAGAAUAGAGGGAAUUUCACUUUUCAACACAACAAUGCCCUGGGGGCAUGUCACCAAGACAACACAAGGGAUUCAGGACACAUCUCAGACUGUGGCCUGGAUAAAGUCCAAACUCAAACCCCAUAGAACCUUUGUGGAGAGUUUAAGACGUUAGUUCACACACUUACUCUUCAAUCUGAUGGAGCCUCAGAGGAUCUGCAGAGAAGAAAGGAAUAAACAGCCCUAAAACCAUCUGUACAUAGCACUUCCAACAAAUUUGAGGUUGCAAUUGCUGCUAAAGGAUCUUCUUAAAACAUGAUCUCAUUAUAUCACUGUGGAUCAUCGAGUGUAGAAUGAUGGGUAAACAUUCAUUUUAUUAGUUUAGCAGAGUGAAAGGUCUGAAACUCUCUUAAUCCACCUUAUGUCGCUGCUUGUGCAGUGGAACCAUGCAGCUGCUAUGAAGACUUUAGUUAUUAAUCUAUGACGAUGAAUCACCAGAGAACACCGUCAUGGUGGCAGCUUGGCUUUACUUACCUUAAAACUACUGCUUACAAAAUAGUCAUGAAUCCUGAUCUAUAACUGAACUACUACCUCUGCACGGUGACAUGUGCUGGGGCUUAACAAACAUGACUGAUCGUUGUAAUCAGUCAAAUAUGAAUAAAAUAAUGAAAUAAA